This is a messenger RNA of Pelobates fuscus (common spadefoot toad), 2865 nucleotides long. RefSeq names its product gamma-glutamyltransferase 7 (gene GGT7). Gene Ontology annotation, biological process: glutathione catabolic process. The record is from RefSeq and is a predicted model, not a curated record. The transcript has 15 exons. NCBI's taxonomy places the organism in Eukaryota, Metazoa, Chordata, Amphibia, Anura, Pelobatidae. Gene Ontology annotation, cellular component: plasma membrane. Bases 1 to 1968 code for a protein of 655 amino acids. Gene Ontology annotation, molecular function: glutathione gamma-glutamate hydrolase.
AUGGCGGAGCAGGCUCCCGGGCGCUCGCUGGGCUCCUACUCCCCGGUGGAUUACAUGAGUAUAACCAGCUUCCCCCGGCUGCCCGAGGAAGAGGCCGGGGGGGAGCCGGGGCCGCGCGUCGGGGAGGAAGACACCUUCCUGGGGGAGCAUGACUCCGACCCAGACGCCUUCCUGAAAUCUGCCCGUCUCCAACGGCUUCCCUCCUCCUCCUCUGAAAUGGGGAGUCAGGAUGCUUCCCCUCUCCGAGAGACAGCCAAGGAUCCCUUCACGUCAGAUUGCAGCUGCCGCCAAGAUGGCCUCACUGUCAUUAUCACGGCCUGCGUAACGUUUGCAAUGGGAGUCACCAUAGCACUAAUCAUGCAGAUCUAUUUUGGAGAUCCCCAGAUCUUUCACCAGGGGGCAGUAGUGAGUGACGCGUCAAGGUGCACCAAUUUGGGCAUAGAAGUGCUGGAGAAAAGAGGGAGCUCAGUGGAUGCAGCAAUUGUGACCACCCUGUGUCUAGGGAUUGUUAAUCCUCAUACAUCUGGCCUUGGCGGAGGUGGAGUAAUGCUAAUUCAUGACAUCAGAAACAAUGUCACAGAUGUCAUUGAUUUCCGAGAGACUGCUCCUUCUGGAAUCCACGAAGACUUGGUGAGACGGUACUGGAAAGAGAAGCCCGGGAUUUUGGUUGGAAUUCCUGGAAUGCUGAAAGGUCUAGCAAAGGCUCAUGAGAUGUAUGGCAAAUUGCCCUGGGAAGAAUUAAUCAACAAAGUGGCCGAGGUUGCACGCGAUGGAUUUAAUGUAACUUAUGAUUUAGCUGACGCCAUCAAUGAUGUGAAGGGGCAAAACCUGUCUCGCAGUUUUCGGGAAAUUUUCCUACCAGACGGACAGCCAUUGCAGGCAGGGACAUUUACAUCAAGGCUUGACCUGGCAGCCAUUUUGGAUGAUAUUGCAGCAAAAGGAAGCGAGGCUUUCUAUGCAGGAAAUUGGACACAGGAAAUGGUUUCCGAGGUAAACAUGUACGGUGGGGUUCUGGACGAUGAGGAUUUCAGUAAUUACAGCGUCUCCUUACAGAAGCCUGUGCAAACUAUUUAUCAAGGUCACCUAGUAUUUGCGCCGCCCGCUCCACAUGCCGGACCUGCUCUAAUAACUGCCCUCAACAUCCUGGAUGGGGCAAAUCUAACCAAGCACACACCCAGGUCUAGCGCCCUCCACUGGAUAGCAGAGACCUUAAAAAUUGCUCUUGCUACCGCCAGCACCCUCGGAGACCCCGUCUACGACCCAUCCUUGGUUGGCUUUAUAAAGGAACUGCUGAGUAAGUCAGAGACCAGUUUCCUUCGGCAGCAGAUUAAUGAAUCUUAUGCGGCACCUACAGAACAUUACAUGCACUGCUAUGCCAUGGACCCUGGACCUUCUGCAAGCCAGGCCUUAGUGAUUGGUCCAGAUGACUUCAUUGUAGCUGUUGUAAGUUCCUUAAACCGUCCCUUUGGCAGUGGAAUUAUGACUCCCUCUGGAAUACUACUCAACAGUCAAAUAUUGGACUUCUUUUGGACCAACAGAAGUUCUGACCAGUCUUCUUCUAGUCCUAGAAAUAAGGUUGAGCCAGGGAAAAGGCCUCUCUCGUUUUUGCUUCCUACAUUAGUGCGUCCUGCCCAGGGUCUAUGUGGAACAUACCUGUCUCUUGGUGGAUCAAAUGGGGAACGAGCGCUAUCUGGAAUUGCACAGGUGUUGUUGAAUGUAUUGUCCUUUAACAAGAAUCUGAGUGACAGUAUAUCUCUGGGGAGGCUGCAUCCGGACCUCCAGUCAAACCUUUUGCAAGUGGAUGGAGACCUCCCUGAGAAUGUCACAGAAGGACUUGAAUCCAGGGGCCACCUAAUGCGCAGGUCACCCUUUCUGUCUUUGGUUCACGGCUCACGGAGGAGCAACGACCUCAUCAUCGGGUUCCGAGAUCCACGUAGCAAAGACGCAGAAGCCGCCACCAUUUUGUAGACAAGCGGAAAGUGGGUCCUAACUGCACACCUUCAACUACAUUCAGGAGAAGAAUUUCUCCUGAACUAAACAAUGGUGUUUCUGCAAAAGGGCAUCUUCUCUUUCACGACAAAAUGUAAUAAUGGAAUCUAGGAUGAAAUUGUAUGAAUGAUGGGGCCUGUUCACAGCUUGUUGUCUCCCAGAGUUAAUGUAUAUUAAUGAAGGUGAUGUGUAUAAGGGAUCUGACUGUGGAGACCAAUGUUUCCAUACGCAAACUUCACAAGCCCAACAAAAAUUCACCAUUAUAUGAUGUCAUACUGCCAACAGGAAGUAGUCAUAGAAGAAAUGGACUUCUGUAUGAUGUCACUUGGAGUUUGUAAAGAGUUAGUGUAAACAUUUCCCAUGAAUUUUCAGAUUAAUUUAUUAUAAUGAAGUGUUUCAAAUUAUUAAGUCAUGAUUUCCAGAGUAGCACUAUAUUUUCAAUGAAUUUUUAUAACUACAUGUUUUAAUUUUCAAAAACCUAUCCUGUGUAGAUUGCCUUUUAAGAGAUGAGAUAGAAAGACUGUUUAUGAGCUUUAUAAAUGGUGAUUUAUUGCUAUUUGACCUUCCUCGGAAUGACAGAAUCAAAAUUGACUGUAUGCUAAGGAUUCUGGUACAAAUAGGGCAGUUUGCAUGAGAAUGGGUGAUGUAAUAUAUUUGAAUUUGUAUCACAUACCGAAAAUUUGUAUAUAUGCAAAAAAUAUGUAAAGGUAAAUGAUAAAGGCCAGUGAUUAAAGUCAGCCUGCUUGGCUGACUUUGUGAAGGCCUUUUACAUCUUUUGCCAUCCCUUUCCUAUCUUCCCUCUAUUUGUGUUGGUCCAGGCUCCAAUAAUUUGUAGUUUUUUUUUUUUCUGGCAAUGAAAAUUACUAGCACUUCCUA